Schistocerca nitens (vagrant locust) is the source of this 768-nucleotide messenger RNA. RefSeq names its product myogenesis-regulating glycosidase-like. Gene Ontology annotation, molecular function: hydrolase activity, hydrolyzing O-glycosyl compounds. Lineage: Eukaryota; Metazoa; Arthropoda; Insecta; Orthoptera; Acrididae. Bases 1 to 768 code for a protein of 255 amino acids. The transcript has 3 exons. The record is from RefSeq and is a predicted model, not a curated record. Gene Ontology annotation, biological process: carbohydrate metabolic process.
AUGGACUCCUUCAUGUUCGACUUCGGCGAGACCAGCUACCUGCCGCAGGCGCCACAGCUCUCACCGCUGGAGAGGGCGCCCGUGGUCUACACCGACGCGUACGCCAAGGCAGUGGCCCAGUUCGGUCCCAUGGCGAGGCUGCGCUCCGGCGUCGAGAGCCAGCGCCUGCCCAAAUUCUUCCACAUGGACGCGGUGGACACGGCGUGGAGCGCGCAGAACGGCCUGAAGACGCUGCUGCCCAAGCUGCUGGAGGUGAGCCUGCAGGGCUACCCCUUCGUGAUGCCGGAGAGGGUGGGCGGCAGCGCCAAGACGGGCGUCAUCGCCACUCGCGAGCUGUACAUCCGCUGGCUGGAGGCCAGCGCCUUCAUGCCCGCCGUCCACUUCCGCACCGUGCCCUGGGACUACGAGAACGAGUCGGUGGAGCUCGCACGCAACCUGACGGCUUUGCGCGCUCAGUACGGUCCGAAUAUCGUCGAGCUGAUGAAGCAGGCAGUGGAGGACGGCACUCCGGUCAACCGGCCCAUCUGGUGGCUCGACCCGACAGACUACACCGCUCUCAAGAUCAGCAACGAGUACCUGCUGGGCGACGACCUGCUGGUGGUGCCGGUGACGUAUCGUACGGCCACGAGGCGCGACAUCUACCUGCCCAAGGGCUACUGGCGGGACGAGGUGGACCCCGAGCACCCCACCAUACGGGGCCCCACCUGGCUCUACGCCUACCCUGCGCCACUCAGCACUCUGCCCUACUUCACCAGGGUCAGCUCCUAG